Molecule: messenger RNA, 4746 nt
Organism: Saprolegnia diclina VS20
Lineage: Eukaryota; Oomycota; Saprolegniomycetes; Saprolegniales; Saprolegniaceae
Exons: 1
Coding region: 1-4716 (1571 amino acids)
Source: RefSeq, a predicted model, not a curated record
AUGGAGACUGUUUUGCGCAACACCGACGUCAACGCGUUCGCUGCGCUGACCCAAGGGCGAUUCGAGGCCUACUUUACACAGCCGAUCGCCGACACGGGUCACGACGGAGCAGAGUGGGUCGCCGCCCUCUACGCCCACAAGCGCAUGUCUGCGGCCGACGAGGUGGCGCUCUGGGCCGCGCACGGCUGUCGUCGGUUCGUGCUGCAGUACGGCAACCGCGACCGCACGGGACUCCUCGAGACGAUUCGCUUGCGCAACGUCUUCAACGUCGAGUACGCGUACCCGAUCAAGGCGAUCGAGAAGGUGUCGCCGACGCUCUACUGGACGACGAGCAACUUGUACGGCCUCUUGUACGACGACUUGUACGCGCUAAAGCCCAACAUGAGCUUCAUUCGAAGCACGCCGACCUUUUGGGCCGACGACAACCCGAGUUUGAUCGAGACGUACAACAACGGCAGUCCUCUCAGCGCGUUGGCCGCCGCGCUGCACGCGCAGGUCGGUCUCCUCGGGGCCAUCGACGCCGUCUGGGUUCCACCACCGGCCGCACUCGUGGCUGCCGUGCGUCAGCUCCAGAGCGCUGUCACUGCAGGCGCGCAAGUCAACCCUGCGCUUCAACGCUUUCUUCUAGCCGGCGACAAUGCUAUGGUCUUGACGCCGACACCACGGCAAUGGCAAGACCCGUCGCUGCGUUUUGCGGGCGGGAACCUGCUCUGCCUCACGGGGGCGCGCCAGACGUACGUGCAGGAGGCCAUUGGCUACGACGAUGCGUGCAGCACGCAGAUGCCGCUGGCAGUGCCGUGGGACCCGCUGCGGAGCCUCUUCGCCGUCGCCUUUACGAACGGCACAUGGACCGGCGCCAUUUGUGCCCAGUGUCCCAGCGCGCAAGCAAUGGCCUGCAACGCAGCCUUGGGACGCACCCACGCCGCAGCACAGACGCUGUCGCUCGGCAACAUGACGAUAUCGUCGCUGCCACCGAUUGCGCUGACGCAAUACGUGUUUACUUCGGCGAACGCCACUGGCGCGCCGCAGAUCCAGCUGCAGCAGAUUCUCGACCCGUCCUGGUCCUUCUUCGGCGCCAUGAUGCUCUACGACUGGGCAACCAACGCGCGCGAGGUGCUCUCGCUCCAAGGAGACGUGCAGAAGAUCGUCGCCAUCUCCAAGGCGUAUACGCCUAUACCCCCGACGUUCACGCCACCGUCUGCGAUGCUGGGCACAUACCUGUGCGUCCUCUCGUCGACAGUGAGUCUCUGGCUCGUUUUACUUGGCGUGAUGGUCCUAAUCCUGCGUCGUCGACGCCACCGCGCCCGCGACCUCUUCUUCUUCAACCGCAUCACGAGCGCUGUAUGGGUGACGCGCGUUGCAGUCAUUAUUCGAGGCGCGACGGCAGUGGCAAUCUUGGCCACGAGCGAGCUCACAGCGGCGCCCAAGCCGGCACUGAGCUACCUUAGCAUCCUGUCGCGGUCCCCGCUUGCUUCAUGUCUCCUCGCGAAUGAGGCCAACUGGCUUCUCUACGUUGUGCAUGAGCUCAUCGCGCCCAUCUGUCGCCCUGGCGCGCUCAAGCGGGUGGCGCCACUCGCAACACUUCUCUGUGGCGUCUGUAUAGCUCUCUUGGACGUCUUGUCGCCAGUUCAAGUCUCGGCGACGCUAUAUCGCAGCUGCCACACUGUGAACAUGGAUCAAAUGGUGUACUGCAAUAGCGGCUCGGUGGAUAUCGGGAGCUGGUAUCGAGCGCUGUGGAUCGCAAUCAUCGUACUCGUCGCCGGUCUCGGGACGAUGGUCGCAGCAGCUCUGCAGCCGCCGCAGCCGGCUAGGAAACUGAUCGAGGUCUCGCCGUACCUUUCGUGGGCAGCACUUACCUUCUUGGAGGACACGACCGUGCUAGAUGACGCCGUCUUGGCUAUGAGUGGGAUCUUUCGUACGUCGGAGCAAAGGCUCUUUGAUAGCAAGCUCUGGCUCUUUGUACAGAGACCGACGCCCAACUCGCCAACGUCGAUGCUGCUCCAAGAUGCGCUGCCGCCGGCGCCAGAACCAGUGGACAAGCGCAGCCGACGACUCUUCCAUCGCAGCCUUGCGCUCGGAGGCAUCGUGUACCUCGCGUUUACUCUCUCUAACAACAUUGCCUACUUGGGUGUCCUCGCGACCGGGCUCUCCAACGACUUUGGCUGGUCCGGCUUCAACACGUCAGGCAUGCACGUCUACCUCGCCAAGCGCGUCAACUUUGAGCUUCUCCUCGCGUCCAAGACUACUCUCUUGCUCGACAGUCCGUCGCUCGGGGACGUGGGCGCCAACUACAGCGGCACAAACACUAACGUGCUUUGGCCUCCAACGCUGGCGCGGCGCGAGCUCUUCCGGCCCGAUGCUGCUUUGGAGGGUGUCAUCGCGGGUCUUCGCUCGAUGAACCCGUGCAACCUGCCGUGGAUGUUUACGCAAUACUGCUUUGUCGACUUUGACCGGCGGUGGUCGAUGGCUGCGACGGCGGCGCGUCACGUGCGCUGCAGCACAAGAUACAAACCGAACGGCGCUGUGUACUUGGAGGCGCCGCUGCGCAAUCUUGGCGACUGGGACGCGUGGCACCGCUGCUGGGGAGACUCGUUCGACAUCGGCCUUGCUUCGCACCUGCAAGAGUCUGAGGCGGGUCGGCGCUGGCUAGCAUCGGUUGCCACCGGCGGCGUCGCAAUACCGGAUGAAGUGGUCUACUGGCACGCGCACGGUAUCGACAGCUUCGUUCUGCAGUGGCAAAACUUCAAACUCACGGGCUUUCAAGACGCGAUGGUGCUGGCGACGGCGCUCGGCACUGCGUAUUCGCUGCCACUCACGACGUUCACCGGGUCGUUCCGCUUGGACAUGCAAACGUCCAUGCACUUGUACUGGGCGCCCGCGAACGACUUUUGGGCUAUCGCAAGCAACGCGUCCGGCGUUGGCGGAAGCAGUCUCGUUCGCACGUCGGCCAACUUUAUGUAUGCCAACACGACACCGGACGCCGUCUUGCGCUCCAACGGCUCGCUCGCGUCGCCGCUGCCCGCCGGCCUCGCCCCCGUCGUCACCGCUCUCGGGCCGUUCGGCGCCAUUGAUACCAACUACGUCCCGUGUCCGGCGUCGCUCAUCACGUACCUCGGCACCUUCUCGCAUACGCUUUCAAUGCUGCUGUUUACAGACCCCCACGCAGCACUGAAGUAUUCGCAGCUGCCAAUCAAGUCGUUCCUUGGGCCUAUGCCGCAUCGCCUCUUGCACCAAACCGACGUCAACAUUGUCGGCGGCGACCUGCUGUGCGGCGGUGUCGUCGCCGGCGCCCAGCCCUCGCUCGGCCUCUUCAUGUCGUUUGGCGUCAACAACCUCUGCAACUGGUGGUACAGCGAGGCGAUGUCGCCAACGGCCGCCCAGCUGCUCUUUGCACUGCUCGCGUUUGACGUCAACGCCAACCUCGUCGACGCCGAUGACUUUUGCAGCCAAGACGUGUUUGUCGAAGCCACGUGCGCGGGUCUCUACGUGGCGCACAUCCACUUUCUCAGUACGUACAACUUGACGACAUUCCAGUCGCUCGCGGCAACGACGAUCGCCGUCCGCGCGGACGUCCGAGCCAUCGGUGUUGGCCUCGUGCAGUUUUUGCAGCCAAUCAAUGGAACGACGGAGCAGACGCUGUACGAAGCGCACCUCUUGGACGACGACGACCGCAACUGGAGCUUCUAUAGCUGGUGUUUUCUCUACGAGUGGGCGAUCGGGCUUCGCGAAGUCGUCGCGUUCGAAGGAGAUUUUGGCACGCUCCCGCUCCUCUCGAGCGCCAUCUACCCCGCCACAGUGACACUCGACCCGUCCCAAGUGCCCACGCAGAUUGCAUAUCUCUUCCAUGCGUGCGCCACGUACGUCACGUACGUCUUCAUCGUGCUGUCAGGCGUCCUCAGCGUCUACAGCCUCGCGUGUCGCGGCCGUAUCGAGGGCUGGAGCCUCUUUGACAUCAACCGGCUCGUGGGGCACGUGUGGGUGGGGCGUCCGCUCUUGGUUCUCCGGUCCAUCACGGCCAUGUGGCUUCUCAACACGACGCCAUUGACCCUGACCCUGACGCCUCACGCAGGCACGCGCCUCGCGUCGCCGCCGCUGCCAUGGUACACGACGCUCCUCGCGGCCUCGGAGCUCACGUGGCUUGUCUACAUCGUCAACGACCUUUUGAGCUGCUUCUUGCACCAGCGCACGCCCCACUACGCGACGCACAGCUCGUUCUUGACGUACGUCUGCGCCGUCGUCUUUACGUUAGCGUGGCCGCAAGGCUACGUCGCGACGCUCCGCCGGACGUGCGUCUACGUCGAUAUGGACGCGGCGCUCUCGUGCUCGAGCGCAACCAUCGAUAUUGGCAACGUCGUGCGCAUCGCUGCAGACGGCGCGUUGGUGCUCUGUUGCGUCGGCCUCGCCGGACGGUACGAGUGCUGGGCGCACCGGCACCGGCACAAGAUCGUGCUGCCGACUGCGCUCUUGAGCUCGGUAGGCUACUACAUGCUAUACCUCGAGCACUGGUGCGUCAACGGCGGCGUAUACGUCGACCAAGCGUCGGCCGCCAUGGCGGGCCUCCUCACGGUCUACUGGCAAGAGUCGCUCUACAUCUUUGACAUCAAGCUGUGGCGGCUUCAUCGCAAGCCGAGCUACCGCGGCGAGCUCGACCUCCUCACACAGCGACGCUUCCACUACGCGAUUCCGCUGGACGACCUCGCGGUCAUGGCGCCGUAGGUGGACAGGCGUAAUAGCUAACGAUUGUAU